AUGGCAGCCCAGAAGCGGUCCUUCCCUUGGAAUGGGGAGAAUGGUAGUGGUCGCCCACUAAACAAGAAGAAAAAGGCACAUGGACCAACCCUGCCAAAGAAUGCUUUGAUGCAACUGAAUGAGAUAAAACCAGGGCUUGAGUUCCAGCUCAUGGGUCAGACUGGACCGGUGCAUGCACCGACAUUUAACAUGAAAGUCGAGGUGAAUGGAGAAAUCUUUGAGGGAGCUGGUCCAACAAAGAAAAAGGCAAAGCUCCAGGCUGCCGAGAAGGCCCUUCGUUCAUUUGUUCAGUUCCGUAAUGCUUCUGAAGCAUACCAGGCAAUGGGCAAAAAGGUCAAUUUGUUAGACUUCACCUCUGACACUGCGGACAUUGGCACAUUCAUUAAUGACUUUGAGGAGAAGGCUGAGGCAGAGAAUAACGAAAUUACCCAAGGUGUAUCAAAACCAAAUGGUUCCCAUGCCAAUCAAAAAUCUUCCUUGCCUCCUCAGCCCCCAGGUAAAAAUCCCGUGAUGAUCCUUAAUGAAUUGAGGCCUGGGUUAAAAUACGAAUUUAUUUCCGAGUCUGGUGAGAGUCAUACAAAAACAUUUGUAAUGCAGGUGACCGUUGAUGGCGUGGAUUUUGAGGGUUCUGGCCGAAAUAAGAAACAGGCCAAAGCCAGAGCAGCUCAAGCAGCUCUGGCACAGAUCUUCAACAUGGAACUUUUCCCACCUGAUCCCAAUUUAGAGCGACUUAUGGAAAUAUCAAUAAACAAGUCUUCGAGAGAAGUUUUCUGGAUUUGA
Acanthosepion pharaonis is the source of this 780-nucleotide messenger RNA. Lineage: Eukaryota; Metazoa; Mollusca; Cephalopoda; Sepiida; Sepiidae. The record is from the annotation of a GenBank genome assembly.